This is a messenger RNA of Lentinula edodes (shiitake mushroom), 1425 nucleotides long. Its product is annotated as vacuolar amino acid transporter 5. NCBI's taxonomy places the organism in Eukaryota, Fungi, Basidiomycota, Agaricomycetes, Agaricales, Omphalotaceae. Bases 1 to 1425 code for a protein of 474 amino acids. Gene Ontology annotation, molecular function: L-serine transmembrane transporter activity; L-tyrosine transmembrane transporter activity; L-lysine transmembrane transporter activity. Gene Ontology annotation, biological process: amino acid transmembrane transport. The record is from RefSeq and is a predicted model, not a curated record. Gene Ontology annotation, cellular component: fungal-type vacuole membrane. The transcript is spliced from 10 exons.
AUGGUUAACACGUAUGGAGCCACAGUCACUUCCUCUUCAACGGAAGCGGUGGACGACGAAGACACCAAUGAACAUACUGCAUUUCUUGGAGAUAAUAGAGAUAUAACCACUACGAGGAAGGAAGAUAAAGCAGACGGGCAUGCUAGUAUAACAAGUUCUAUUAGCAAUCUGGCGAAUACAAUUAUCGGGAGUGGAAUGUUGACCUUCCCCCUCGCUUUAGCUUCAGCGGGAAUUCUUCCGGGAAUGAUCACUUGUGUCCUCUCCGGCGGCAUAGCAGCUUUCGGAUUGUAUCUUCUUUCUCUAUGUGCAGCGAAAGCUCCACACAGACGCUCUUCCUUCUUUGCCGUUGCGGAAAUAACCUUUCCGAAAGCUGCGGUGUUUUUCGAUGCUGCUAUUGCCAUCAAAUGUUUUGGGGUAUCCAUUAGUUACUUGAUUAUAAUCAAGGGCCUUACACCGAAUGUCGUUUCGUCUCUGUAUCACGAUCUAAGUGACGCCGAACCUCCUGCAUGGUCGCAAAAUGGAAGAAACUGGCUUGCUAUAUUCAUGAUCAUCCUUAUACCCUUGGCAUUCCUCCGUCGACUGAACAGCUUGAGGCACACCAGCUAUAUAGCAUUGUUUUCAGUAGUGUAUCUUGUCAUCAUCGUCAUCAAGUGUUAUUUCUGGCCUCUGAAGGAUAUGCCACCUGCAGGCGAGAUUCGUUUGGUCCACUUCACGUCCAAUUUCUUGUCGACGUUCCCGGUGCAGGUUUUUGCUUUUACCUGUGCCCAGAAUCUCUUCCCUAUUUACAAUGAAGUGAAGAGCAACACACAACCUCGAAUGAAUAUCAUCAUAGGCUCCGCCAUUGGUUCAGCGACUUUGACGUACGAAAUCAUCGCUGUCUUUGGAUAUCUUACUUUUGGAACUAAUGUUGGCGCCAAUAUCAUUGCGAUGUAUCCUUCUACGUCGCUUUUCGUUGCCAUCGGACAGUUGGCAAUUGUUAUACUUGUUCUGUUUUCCUAUCCUUUGCAAGUUCAUCCUUGCCGGAAUUGCUUAGACAAAGUGUUCCAUGCCGGAGAAUCUGUGAAACAAGUGGUUAGCGAGGGGUCCGAGGUUGACAUAGACGACCACGGCAGUGAUGAUAUGUCAAAUACCAAGCACACCAUCUUGACUUUGGCCAUCAUAGCCAGUACUUUCACCAUUGCCUACCUCGUAGAUGAUCUCAAAAUAGUGCUUUCAUUCGUUGGCUCAACGGGAUCAACUACGCUCUCUUUUAUUCUUCCGGGGCUGAUGUACUGGAAGUUGAGCCGUGGAGAUGAGAGCUCGAGGACACUGAAUCGUGCCGCUCUUGCGCUGGCCGUAUACGGCGCGUUCAUUUUUGUGUUUUGCCUGGGAUUCAACAUCUAUCAAGUAGUUCAGCCUUCUACGUCCGGCGAUCCUGCUCACUGA